This is a messenger RNA of Colius striatus (speckled mousebird), 6582 nucleotides long. It is a transcript of the gene FAM149B1, whose product is annotated as family with sequence similarity 149 member B1. The coding region runs from base 78 to 1901 and encodes 607 amino acids. Gene Ontology annotation, biological process: protein localization to cilium; cilium assembly. The transcript is spliced from 15 exons. Lineage: Eukaryota; Metazoa; Chordata; Aves; Coliiformes; Coliidae. The record is from RefSeq and is a predicted model, not a curated record.
CGCUCCGCCUCCCCGGGGAAGGGCGUCGUCAUGGCGGCGGCGGGCCGGCUGUGGCCGGCGGCGCGGCGGAGCUGAGGAUGAUCUCGCGAUACACUCGGAAGCCGGUGCCCCCCGGCGCUCUGGAGACACAUGGACUUCCAAAACAUGCCUUGCGGCACCAUCCACUGCCAGAAGCACGGGCCGAAGUGUGCCCAGCUGCACCCACGGCUCAAAAGUACAGCCACAUCUCAAGGAAGUCUGAAAUCAGGAAGGAAUCUAAUUACCCUUCUGAUACUCCAUCUGAUCAUGAGGGUUCAUGGUCUGCUGGUCAGAGUUACACUGACAUCUCCACUGAAGACAGCUCAGCCUUCUCUUGGGGCUAUGAUGAGUUUGAUAAAGCUGCCACACAACAAGUUCAGCAAAUGUUCAGACAAAUUGAUGAGCUUCUCUACGAGCAGAAAGAAAGCGUGUAUGUUAAGGGACUGCGGGAAGAAUGCCACCAGUGGACAGCCAACUUCCCUCAUCUCAGGGUUGUGGGGAAGCAGAUAGUGAUCCCCACUGAUGAAGGAUAUGGAUGGUAUUCAAGUUCACCUUCUGGCAGUUUAGGUUCCUCAGAUGUAACUUCACCACAAGAAAAAGAUCCUAAUGAAUUUAGUGUUUUUGGCAAGAAGGUACCUCUUUCUGUUACUCCCGUUCACAAAAAGGCUGACGGUUCCAAGUCUCCAACCUUGUGUUCUCCAGAGAGCGAAGAAGGUGAAGAUGGAAUAAUUGUCUCUGAAGGUGUAAUGGAGGAGUAUUUAGCAUUUGACUGCAGAGAUGUGGAGGAGGAAUUGCAUGAGAGGAAAAUGGAACUGUCCUUGGGUAGACGGAAACUGGGGUUUCCUCCCAUCUCUCCGUAUUCCUGCACGAAGGAUUCUGUGCUCUCAUUUGUGUUUGAUGAUGUGUGGAGUGAAGUCUUAGGCUGCAUGGAAGAAUUAAUCUGUAGGCACUGGGAAGGGUCAGCCUCUGAUGAUGAGAAAAAUAUCAUAACAGUAGAAACAAUCAGAGCAGAUGCUGGAAGCCCUUUGCAGUUUGAUCCUCUGCCAGUGUUGUUACCUCCUGUGCCACAAAUUAAAAUGCCCUCAGUGACAUCAAAUCUGUGCCCAAAACCCAGAGGUGGCCGCAAAAGCAAAAAGAGGAGAAAAACACCUCAAGUAAAUCUCUCUCCAGGGUCAGGCAGUGUCUCUCAACGUAAUCUAAAUGGCUUGAUGGUGAUCCAUGGGAUCCAGUUACACCAAAGGAAUCUGCCCGCAGUGGAGAGAACACUGGACCUGGAUGACAAACGUCCAGGCUCCAGUUCCAUCCUGUCUACCAGAGUGUGGCCAAACUGUCCUCUAGAGCUGACCACCUCCUCCCUGCCCCAUUCUGCACGGAGGCGCAACCUGCCCCCCCGCAGCCUGCAUCCCAUUGCUGCCAGCCAUCCACGCACCGGGACCUCGGCCUCGGGGGACGAUGCCUUCCGAGGAACUCGAUUUCUGACUGCACGUGAGCAGCUGACCUCACCCUCCUCACUGCCACUAAGCCGAAAUAAUCUCCUACCGCCGAUUGCUCCCACCAGUGUGUUAGAGCACGUGAGCACUGCAGGAUCCCAGAGGCAAACGAAAUCUCGAGGGAACUCGAGUCGAGCUCCGAGUGUAACAACCCAGGAAGAGACCCACCAGCAGCUGCAGGGGCGGCUUUCCUUGCCAGCUCACUUCCCCAAGCCCAGCACCACCAACACCUUCUCGCCAGAUCCCCAGCACCGCCAUUCUUGCACCGUUAUUGAUUAUGGUCAUCAGUUUUGGACAAGAAGAGGAUCGACAGGUUCAGGUCUUCAGCUGCAUGGUUCUGUGAAAGCCCACAGUCGAAGUGGAUCAGUCACAAAAAGUAAACAGGGGUUCUGACAUGCCCUGAAGAAGUGUCCAUCUGCCUCCAGACAGUCAUGAGCCACCUCUCCUUCUCAGCAACAUCAACAUUGUUUACAGAGAGUGGUCCAACACCCCUCCUUACAAAUAGUUAUUUUUGUAUAAACCUAAGAAGCAGCUGCCAAAGAUUAGAAGGGGUGUACUUAAACAUUCCAUUUCCUACCAGUGGAAGGGUGAAUGUACUCCAGUGGACAGUAAAGCCCAACUCCUAGAAAGGCUAGCAGAUGCUCUCAGUCACUGCCCAUUUCCCAGUGCUGGCCUGUGACUGUUCAUGUCUUUAGGGACAAGUGCUGCAGACCCUGCCCCUGUUUCCGUUAGCUCUAUGAAGGAUUCAUCAGGCCUUCCACAGCAGUAGGAGGAAUUUAAAUUUUUAAAACUGUCUUAGUUUAAAGCAAAGUUAUGAGAUCAAAAGCAAGCACUGCUUCCACAGCUCAACUUAGACCAACUACAAAUCCUGUAGUAACUGUAUCAGCUAUUAACACAGUUGUAUAAAAUUAAGAUAGCAAACCAGAUGAAGAGAAUUGACAGCUUUAAGGGUGGCACACCACUGACUGGUCCUGUGGAACACACACCUCUUCCUCAGCAACUAAAGGUUUAAGAGGAGUCUCUUACUGCAAGUAGUUCUGGACGGUAUUCAAAGUACUUUAUCUUCCUGGUGAGAUAUUUUAGAGCAGUUGCACAGAAUAAGGCAAUCUCCCUUUCUAAAAACACCUGCAAUUAUGUAAGAUUUCUGCAUUCCACCAUGAAGCUCCACAGUGCACAGAAGCAACACAGCGUUUAGUAGAUGUGUUCUGUGCUGCACAACAGACCUACCCAAGGCAUUAGCUGUAGCUGCCCUUGUGGCUCCAAACAAAACAAAAACAUGAAAUACGAGCUUCUCAAAAUAAGUGAUUAGCUGAAGGUCUUGCUUCCAAGCAGCAAGUGCCAGAUGACAAGCGUAGAGACAAGGUGAGGAUAACCACUUACUGUAUUCUAAACAAGUGAGUAUGCUGCACAGCAACAGUUGUUCCCUUAUAAAACAGUUAAUGAGUACUUUUUUCUAAGUUUUCUUAUUAAUAUUUUCCAAACCACAAUUCAUAAUGGAAGAAGCUUGUCAGUAUUGUUUAUGAAGUGGCUCCCCUAUUUCCUCAUUCAAAGUUAUGGAAUCUAUCAAGUCUCAGUGGUACCUAAUAAUUUUCAGUCACUACUGAAGUUCAUCAGUCUAAGUGAUCCAAGUGAUAAUCAAUGAGAAAGGCAAAGAAAGCAUAACUGGGCAAAUAUAAUGGGGUUAACCUUCUUUUGCAUUUCUAGAAGAGAAAAGCAGCUCUGGGAUCAUUCUAGAUCUCUUUAAGUUUGCACAGAGAUAAUGCGAUGCUAAAGAGAGGUUUCUGUUCACUAAACCCUUUCAAAAUGCAAUUUGUCAGUGAAGACCACUGGACCAUUGUACAGUCUGUCAUUAGUUACCUCAGGCUCACUGGAGAUACGCAUCCUGUUUCUAUCAGUGCCAUUCCUCAGGGACCAAGUUAGCUUUCUGUAGCCCUAGUGCAUACAAGCUACAAAAACACACCAUAAUUCUAGUGACAUAAUGUAGUGUUUUAUAGCCUAGAGGAGUCAGGGUGAUAAAACAGUAAAAGCAGUCUCACUGCAACGUAAUUUUUAGUUUCUGUAAAACAGCUGACACCAGACAGAAAUCCUGGGCUGCUGGGUAUCUAUUGUGUAUAGUAAAGGUAACAUUCAAGUCCUGUGUUAUGCAGCAGUGAUAUGCUGUACUUUCUCAGAAUCAGCCAAGUAAAAGGGAACAGAGUGACCAUCUACCUCUCGCUUCCCCCCUAGGGAGCUCUAGUUUGUUCAUGAAUGUGAUCACUGAAGGAAUGAGGACCUUCAACUCAGAAGUAAAUGUUCACCUUGUGGCUCCAUAAGCCUUUCAGAAAUAUCAAAAAAAUAAAGCCAGUAUAGCUCAAAGGAAUGAGGCUAAGUUGAAAACUAGUUAGUGUUCAAAGUCAUACCCCUGUACAUGUUGUCAAGUGGUUUAAAAACAGCUUCCAAGUAUUUGCACAUCCUACAGAAGCAGUUCAGUUCUGAAAUAACAGAAAUGAUGGCAUACAAUGAAGUAGCUACUCACUACCAUCCUCCAGCAGACUUGACCACAAUGCUAUUGAAAUAACAUGCAACACAUUUCCAAGCUGUGGAACUCAUUGUCAUGGGACAUUGUAAGCCCCAGGAAUACAGAGGACAGGCUCUGUUCUGUGGACUUUUAUGUUUAUUACUACACCUCAGUGCACUGGAGAAUUUCUGCUAAGUCACACAAAUGCUGCAGCCUCAUAUUCUUCCUAAGGCAUCUGCCACAGCAAUCAGACUUAGCACUGGGUUCUCCUUCCAUCUAAUGUAGCAUCACCAGCACUGAUGCCACAGUUAACACCAUAGCCGUAAUUCCAGCUCCUACAGAGUGACAUAGGAUUUAUUUGACUUAAAUCAUUCAGAGCAGCCAACACCAUCAGUUUGUUUUGAACAGCUACUCAGAAAACAUAGAGAGGGCUGGGGAAGCAACACAGCAGAGCAUUCUAAGAAAUAUUUAUUAAAUAUGCAAUUUUCCAAAGUAUCUUUAUAAAACACCUGUUGAGCUGAAGUGCAAAAACCUUGAAAAACAGCCAAAGGUUUGUUACAAAACCAAUGUGUGCACAGCAAAAAGAGAAGGUGUCUGACUCAGAAACCCCAGGAGCCAGCACUGAAGACUCUCAGAGGUGAAGGGUGACACGGUUUCACCACCAGCUGGACUAGUAUCCAUUAAGUAUUUGGGGGGAAGGUGCUUCAGCACAAAUUUAAUAAACACACCACCAUCCCAAACAUCACACUGCUUCCUGACUGUAGCAGAGCUUUUAGUUAGGAAGCUGUUUGAUCUCAACUGAAGCCCUCCCCUCAAAGGCCUUGAAACAGCAGCACCAGAAUGCUUCAUCUUUCCCGCUGACGAUGCGUUCUGUAUCAAACCUCCCAGAGACAGCAAGUAGAUGCACACCUACUCCCAAACGGUAGCCCAGAGAAACUCUGACAUUCUCCCAAAAUCCACAUGUUCCCCUACAAAAUGAUACCUGAUGUUUUGGCCUAUUUCUUUCCUUUCUUGCCUGCAGUUGUCUUUGUUCCCUUUUUAGGAUUAUUCCCAUAUUUUUCUUCCAGUUUGGCAAAAAAGUCAUCCAUUUCCUUUUUUCGAUCUUGAUUUCUUCUCUGGGGGAGGGAAAGAAAACAAAAACCAACAAAGCCAAAACUUUUACCUCUUCCCAAUACAGAUUGUUCUAUUAAAGUUAGACAGCUACAUACAAUCUUUGAAUAUGCUAGAGAGGGAAUGAGUUACAGAAAGUGUAGUACCAUCAAGUAAAAGCCUGCUUGUGUACUCUCGCAUCUGUGCCUACCUUUGUGAAGCAUCAGCACAGAUGUAAAGAGGGACUAUAAAAAGUCACAACAUUAAGGCUAGGAAAAGCAAAGCAAUUUCUCAUUUAGACCCAUUGUUAAGCAUGAACAUUCUAGCAGGGCCAGUGAACAAUAAGAAAGAAAGAACAGGGCAUAAGCAAUACAUUUCUUUCCUCGAUCCCCAAGAUACAAAACAGUAGAACCUAUCAACUUCUACAUCCUUGUGGAAUCCCUCAGAAGAAUCAUUAACAAUUCCUAACAGUUCAAAACUAGAACUUCAAUGUUUUUAUUGUAUAUGCUAUAAGGAUAUCAGUAUAACUCUUCAUUUUUUAAGAGAUACAGGUAAUAAGAUCCAUACCAUACUCUGUCAUAGCUAGUCAAAAUUAACAUCAGGUUUUAAGAGUUGCAAGGAUCCAAAAUACAAAGACACUCAGGGAAAACACAAUUUUAAGCCAGUAAGAUAAUUAUCUUUAACAGGAAUAAAAAGCCUUACUUGAAUCAGCGCUUUCAAGUCAUCUUCUCCAUCAAGGCCCAGUUCAUUUUUAGCCUUUUCUGCCUCUUUGGCUUCUCUUUCUGCCUGAAAUAGCAAACUGGGUUUAAAAAAAGAGACAAAAUCUUACGGUACUUACCUUUUUUUUUUUUUUAGUCUGUGUACAGCUGUGAGGAAACAGUUUCCAAGUUUGACCACAGAUGAGAAGUCACUCAAAGAAAGCCAAUUACAAUUGGUUCCACAGUUUAGUACAGCAGGACAGUUUUUUGCUGUUUCAUAAUGCUGAGUGUGAUGUUUAUUCCCAUGUCUGUUCCCGCACCUCCCACACAGACUUUUUUUGUCUUAGCAGCUAUUACCUAGUUAUUUAAAGAAGAGUUACCAUGAUAUGCAUAUAAAAUAUUCUACAAAGCAAUAAGAAGAACCCAUAUUCGACAAGAGGUCCAUUUUGUCCGGAAUAUUAUUUCACCUUUGUCAAAAGGCAAGUGUAAUACAUUUCCACCAUGUACACUUCUUAACUCCAGCAACACAUAGCUUUGUAAAUAAAUGCAAGGACAUGCUAAACUGUAAUAAGCCAUUGUGUAUGAGAAUGAAAUAAAAGGAAGAAGUAAUAGGUUACAGCCUAUUACAACUCAAAAGCCUUUCACAAGAAUUUGAGGGGCUGGAGAAGACAGAUGGUUAAACACUAAAGUCAAAGAUACUGAGCAAGACCUCUAAACCAGCUCCUGGGGCAAACAUUUGUCCCAAGAACAGUUCCACUGACUUCCACCAAAAGAAAUUAAAAGCUUAUAA